UGCAUUCGCGGUGAGUGAGGUGAGGUGAGGUGAGGUGAGGUGUAGUACCACCCGCUCCGGACUUUAGAGCAGUGACACGAGCAGGCUCUCCUGAUGCAGGUGUAUAUAAGACACCUGUGCGCCUCCUCUACAGGUAGAUUCUGGACUAACGUCGACCACACACUCACAGGACAGGCAAUGGCCCCGACGCCUGAGACUCAUCCAGCCACGCCGCCGCCGGAACUCGACGCUGACCACGCGGGCAAAGAUGCGACCGAACUCGAACCGCCGUCUUACACCUCCGUCAUUGCGGCAACAGAAGAAUCGGAGCCGGAGGAGGAGGAGGACCCGUGGGAUCUGCCCGAGCUCCGGGACACCGGGGUGAAGUGGUCAGAUCUCGACACGAGGGGGAAAGUUCUGCGCGUUCUGAAGUCCAUCGUGAAGUUCGUUCUUCUGGUCGGUCUGCUCUACCUGUUCGUCUGCUCUCUGGACAUUCUGAGCUCCGCUUUCCAGCUGGUAGGAGGGAAGGCAGCGGGAGAUAUCUUCCAGGACAAUGCGGUCCUGUCUAACCCCGUGGCUGGACUGGUGAUUGGAGUUCUGGUCACUGUUCUGGUUCAAAGCUCCAGCACCUCGUCCUCCAUUGUGGUCAGCAUGGUGUCAUCUGGAUUGUUGGAGGUGAAGUCUGCAGUGCCAAUCAUCAUGGGUGCAAAUAUCGGCACUUCUGUGACAAACACGAUCGUGGCUGUGAUGCAAGCAGGAGACCGCAAUGAGUUUCGCAGGGCAUUUGCUGGUGCUACGGUCCAUGACUUCUUUAACUGGCUGUCUGUUCUGGUGCUGUUGCCUCUGGAGGUGGCCUCAGGAUUCCUCUACAGGCUCACCAAACUUGUGAUCGAUUCCUUUAACAUCGAGACCGGUGCAGACGCUCCAGAACUGUUAAAGGUCAUCACUGAACCCCUCACCAAGAACAUCAUUGAGCUGGACACCUCUGUGAUCCGUGACAUAGCCACUGGAGACCCUGCAGCCCGGAACAAAAGUUUGAUCAAGAUCUGGUGUAAAACGCAAAAAGUCACGAACCUUGUGAAUAUCACAGUCCCUGGAUUUGCCAACUGCACUCCUGAUGCCCUCUGCUGGGAGGAGGGCGACAAUGUCUGGACUCAACAGAACCAAACGGAAACCAUCAACUUAAAAAAAUGUACUCACAUAUUUGUGUUUGCUGAUCUACCCGACUUGGCCGUGGGGUUGAUUUUGUUGGCUCUGUCAUUGCUGGCUCUCUGCACCUGCCUCAUUCUGAUCGUCAAGCUGCUGAACUCCAUGUUGAAGGGUCAGGUGGCGGUCGUCAUUAAAAAAGUGCUCAACACAGAUUUCCCCUUCCCCUUUGCCUGGGUCACGGGAUACCUUGCCAUCCUUGUUGGAGCUGGAAUGACCUUCAUUGUUCAGAGCAGCUCUGUCUUCACCUCAGCCAUCACUCCACUAGUCGGUAUUGGUGUCAUUAGCAUCGAGAGGGCUUAUCCACUCACGCUGGGCUCCAACAUUGGCACGACAACCACUGCUAUUCUAGCUGCUUUAGCCAGUCCAGGAGAGACACUGGCUAACUCACUACAGAUUUCUCUCUGUCACUUCUUUUUCAACAUCUGUGGUAUCUUACUGUGGUAUCCCAUCCCCUUCACGCGAGUCCCUAUCCGAUUGGCUAAAGCUCUGGGCAACCGCACGGCCAAGUACCGCUGGUUCGCAGCGCUGUAUCUCUUCCUGUGCUUUCUGCUCUUCCCACUGUCAGUCCUAGGCCUCUCCAUCGCGGGGUGGCAGGUCUUGGUGGGGGUUGGAGUGCCCCUGUUGGUCUUUGCGAUCAUUGUGGUCAUAGUGAACAUCAUGCAGAAACGCUGCCCGCGUUUCCUGCCCUCAUUCCUCCGCAGCUGGGACUUCCUGCCCAAACCACUGCAUUCCUUCAAACCCUGGGACAGAGUGGUUACCGCCAGCAUGACCUUCUGCAGGACUCGCUGCUGCUGCUGCUGCAAGUGUUGCAAAGAAAAAGAGGAUAAAGAGACGGAUGACAUGAAAACCAAGGAUAGAAGUUUAGAGAUGUAUGACAAUCCAGCGCUCACUAUAGAGGAUGAGGUCAAAAUAACAGCAACACAUUUAUAAUGCUUAACGGACCCUUUUUAUGUACAUCAUUGUUUAUAAUGUAACAUGUUCUGAUCAUUACAGGGUGAAGCAAGUCAUGCAAGAUUUCUGAGCUAGUAAUAAAGCACUGGAUGCAAUAUAAGUGAAAGCUGCUAGUAAUUUUUAGCUAUAAUGAUCCGUUCACCUCGUGUUAAAAUGUAGUUGACUCUACUUAAUUCUACUUGAAGCUUUUCAUGUUUUCGGACUCUAUUUGGUCUGAAAUAGUUUGUUUUUAUGGCAGUGCUCAGAAUAGCAAAUUAGAACCAUGUGCCACUUUGUUGAUGACAGCAAAAUAUUUAAUCUAUAUGCUUUUGCAAAAUGUUUAAAAAACCUGUGAAACUAAUGUCCCUGAAAUAUAUCGGCACAAGAAAGAAUAUUGCACUUGCCAAGCCAUUAGCGAGGUCUUUCAGAACAAUGCAUCAGGUACACUGACUGUAAUGAAAUGACACCAUGGUGCAGAAGUUGCUACCUAAACUAUCUUUAACUGUUGAUGCCGCUGCUAUUGUGGUUUUUUUUGUACGUGAUGUACCAGAUCUUUCAAUAAAUUCUGUAUAGAGAAUUUGUAUAAAUUUUUAGUAUUUUGUCUAAAAAUGUUAAAAUGGAGGUAAGCAUGCCCAUGGGGAAAAAAAAAAAUGCAGACUCUUGUCAGUAAUUUUGCACAUUAUGUGGAACUAUGUAAAGAUGCAUUUGUUUUUAGAUAUUUAUAAACAACAAAUUUGAGGGGGUUUUUUUAAUGUCUGAUUUGUUACUGUUGCAUUUUGUAAAUUUCAUGAAGAUUUUUAGACUUCAAAUAUUUCUUUACUCAGAUGUAAGAUUGUCUUUAAAUAAAUAUUAAAAACAUGAGAACACUG
Messenger RNA from Megalobrama amblycephala (Wuchang bream), 2987 nucleotides. It is a transcript of the gene slc34a2b, whose product is annotated as solute carrier family 34 member 2b. The transcript has 13 exons. Lineage: Eukaryota; Metazoa; Chordata; Actinopteri; Cypriniformes; Xenocyprididae. The record is from RefSeq and is a predicted model, not a curated record. The coding region runs from base 94 to 2118 and encodes 674 amino acids. Gene Ontology annotation, molecular function: sodium:phosphate symporter activity. Gene Ontology annotation, cellular component: vesicle; brush border; apical plasma membrane. Gene Ontology annotation, biological process: sodium-dependent phosphate transport; intracellular phosphate ion homeostasis.